Didymodactylos carnosus is the source of this 465-nucleotide messenger RNA. Lineage: Eukaryota; Metazoa; Rotifera; Eurotatoria; Philodinida; Philodinidae. The record is from the annotation of a GenBank genome assembly.
AUGACCAGAUUGCAAAUUGAUUUGAUUGAUAUGAGAACAUGUCCAGAUGUUGCUUCGAAUGAUGGUGUAUACCAAUGGGUUUUGAAUUAUAUUGAUCAUUUUUCGAAAUUCAGUUGGACGUAUCCACUAGAAAAUAAAUCGGCCGCUGAAGUGGCUAAAUGUUUGAGAGAAUUAUUUGACGUUUUUGGACCUCCACGUUUAUUGCAUUUUGAUAAUGGUCGGAGGUUUGUUGCUAAUGUUAUCCAAGAACUGAAAGCAUUGUUUCCAGGUAUGUGUUUUGUCAGAAGUCGAGCACGCAAUCCGCAGUCACAUGGUUGUGUGGAGAGAGCUAAUGGUGUAUUGACUGAUGCAUUAGGUAAAUGGUUGGCAUCAACGAAUUCGCUACAUUUGUCAGAAGGUCAUGCAUCGGUCGUUUAUGGGAUUAUAAUACAAGAGUUGCACCAAAAUGUACACCUCAUGAGGUGA